Molecule: messenger RNA, 3465 nt
Organism: Varroa destructor (honeybee mite)
Lineage: Eukaryota; Metazoa; Arthropoda; Arachnida; Mesostigmata; Varroidae
Molecular function (GO): protein binding
Source: RefSeq, a predicted model, not a curated record
UCAACAUGGUCAAGGCUCUAUUGUGGGUUCUCCAAAAUCUCUGACGAUUCACGAACUGCUGAAGGAGCCACUGUAGGCGCUGUGAACGGUGCUGUGCCUUCUAUUUGCAAGACUAUAAAUCUAGCUGUAACGGAAAACAAGAUAAUGAUUUCGCUAGCACUCCUGCUUGGUUGUAUCGUAUUUGCAGCUCGGGGAACGGAACAUGAGUUCUACCUGGAAAACUACGGCCCGCCGGAUUCAAUAUCCCAAUGCAUUGACUUGACGAACUACGCCACGAUCUACUUAACUCAGACUGCGUGGCGACUCAUGUUCGAGUAUCAACGCAGCGUUGCCUUCCAUUUUCCUUUUAACAUGACAGGAAGCUCGAACAUCCUUGUUAUCCGAAUAGCUGACUUUAACUUCGGAAGUGUGCCUUGUACAACUGAACACCUCACGAUUAACGAUCGACGGAUAUGCGGACGCUACGAGGAACUAAAGGACGAUGAGAAGAUCACGUUUGCUACUUCGAGAAACCAUACAUCAAUCAAGUACCACCGAGGCAGCUUCUUUGACCCGAGCUUCCGAAUGAUAAUUCGCGUCUUCGCCGCUCGACGAGUUUAUGAGAAUCGACUUGACCGGUACCAUCUGAAUGGAUCGUUACCGUUCGAUGCUAUGGCCCAAUCCUUAGGCAACGAGCUCGGUAUCUGCCCAGAGGAGCAGGAUUUUUACUGCAAGCUGGACCAGAUGUGCAUCUCAGAGGAUCUCUGGUGUGAUGGCAUCGAGGACUGCAGUGACGGAACCGACGAGAAGGACUGCCUGCGUAUUAGCAUCUAUGGAGUGUUGGGCCUGGUCGCAUUUUUGUUCCUGCUGAUCGCUCUUACGGUGUAUUUAGCGAUAUUUUGCUUUAAAAAAAGCCGCCGAUCCAGCCCAAAGCACGACUACCAUAUCUGUCACACAAACUGAACAACGAGGAACUUUAACUAAAGCAAACAACGGAUUCACGUAAAGAAACUGUGCCGAUAUUCUGAUCUGGUGUCAAGGCUUAUUGAUUUUUUUAGAGAACAGAAGUUCUAGCAGCUUCGGGAGAAAGAAGGACAUUAAUCGUUUCUAUGAUUCUGAUGCCUAACCCCUUGUUAUUUGAAUUGCGCUCAUAUAUUGUAUGUAAGUUUUUUCGCACAAAAACGAAAAUAACGUUAUUUUCGUUUUGCUAGAAAAAAAAUACGAUUAAAUUGAUCAACAUGUGAUGUGUGCCACUAAGUGUGUGCGUAGCGAAGUUGUAGUACUCAAUGUACAGCGUGUGUUAAAUAUGUCAUGUUUAUUACUUUUUUGCAUUUGAAUCUUACGAUUCUAUCGCAAAGCUAUUAUUAACGAGGGAAUAUCAAUACAAGAUACUUUUUGAUUGGCUAAAAAUAUCGGAUCUCUUGCGUAGUGCUUUGCAAACCAGUUAUUUCUUAUACACUCUGUAUUUAGUGCCGAUAUAGUACAUUUCUCUAAGCCACUAUGAAAACGCAGAAUAUCUGUAACUAACCCAAAAACCUGUAGUUACUAAUAUCUAUUACCAAGUAGGUUAUAUUAAUUGGUUUAUUGAGACAUAAGUUAUUAAGCUAAACCGUGUUUCAGACUUACGUAGUACAUAGUGAAAAAAAACGUGCGGAGACGUGAUCUACAAUAAUAAGUACGAGGCUCACAAAUGCACAUUGUGUUAAAUUGAAUGACACUUUUUUACGAAAAUAUUUGUGCAUUGACCCGUCUUGGUAACUGAAAAUCGUGAAAAUCUGUUGAUUUCUCUCUUUUUGACUCAGUAUUACAAACCACGUUAAAUCCUCACACGUUUUUCCGAUACGAAAUUGUAUAGAUAAUGCGUUCCGAAAAUAAAUACAGUAAAUGAAGAAGGCAAGAGAAGAACGUAUUAUAUGUAUUUGAUAAUACGAUCCCUCGUAAAGCAAAAUAUCAAAACGUUGUCUGUUAAAUUUAUUGAGUAGUUUCUUUUGUGCAAUGCUAGCUGGGCUGCGCUACCAUCAUCGAUCGAUGGCCGCAAUAACGAUUUAGCAUAAUUUAGUGAUGUUUUGACGAGGGAACAAGGCAAAGCACGUAGGAAGACCACAUCGAGGUGAUGUCAAGCAUGAAAAACGAGUGUGACUAACUCAUUAAUUAGGACGAUGGUCACCCAUCGACAAGCUCAUGGCUGAGUUGGCGUAGCCUUCCGCAUUGAAAUUGUGUGCUAGCUUCCUUGUGCUGCUAGACACUAGAACUGAUAGUAUAAGGCACAUACGAUACAUGCAUCUACACAUCAAGAUCACGUCGCGAUGUCGUUCAAUGGAGUGGCGGCUCAGUUGUGAUUCGUUGCCACAAUCAGCAGUGGCACGAGACGGGCCCUUUCGACGAUAUUUUUCUAAUACACCGUACGCUCUCAGAUCACAAAUUGGGUCGGCAAUAUGAAAUGACACCGUUUGAUGCUGUUUAUAAGUUUUGAGAAACAAGAUGAUAAAACCAUUUUGAAAAGUGAAGAACCAGAGUAAUUUCCUCCAUCUUCUGGCAUUGUAUUUGUGUAAUAAGGUAAAUGUAGUUAUAAACUGACUAAGAUAUUGAAUCAAAAAUAUAACAAAACAAACGUAACUCCAUUCAUGCAUAUAUAUCUAGUAUUAAACGCAAUGUGUACCUACAUCUCAAAAUCAUCUUAAUCUGUGCUUAACUCAAAAUGCGAUCUGUAGCAUAUUAAAUAUAUUUAAACUCAACAUGGUUAGAUUCAAUAUAGGAGGAGCCAAACUUUCUUUCGAUGUAACAAAAUAUUUUACGAAUGUGUUAAUAUAUAGUCUUUCGGUAAAACGCUAUUUGAAAGACGUCUGUUGUUAUUAAUAUAUAUCCUUUAUUUUUUUGGUAUAGCAAACUGAUGUCGUAUAUUAAUAACCUUAAUAACUGUACAUAACAACAUAAGAGAAACACGUUAUGGGUGUAAUGAUACCGUAAUUCUAUAGGUCUUUAAAAUUUUUACAAUGCCUCGUUUAUUAAAUAAAUAGGUAAAGAAAAAUGCGUAUCAAAAAUUGACGUUUUUUUCGAAACUUGACUUAUUAUUUUGCCAGUAAGGGGAAUAUUCGAAUCAAACACAAUGUUAAUGCGAUGCCAUAAAUUAAAACACUACAAUAAAUUUGAUAGUUUUGUCUCAAGCUUCCGAAGCAAGGGCAAUUUUGUUAAGUUACAGGUGCCUCAUUCGAUUUGCGCCCACACAGAAUCUCGUGCGAUCCUGCGUGGAUACCAUGCAUGCUAGGGAAUUCGUUAGAAAACAGAUUCAAGCGAAAGAAAUCCACUCAUGGUCAUGAACCGGUCAGUCGUAAGCAAUAAAUAACGAUAAAUAACAAUAUAAAUAAACAACAAUCAUAAUUAUCUCGACCUGAACGCCAGAGGCCUAACAUUAAAAAAACAGAAUCUAUCGCCUCCACUAAAUUUACGUACAGUUGUCCAUAAGCCGCAACCUAAAUUUACAUAGGU